AUGGGAAUUAUUGACGGACCUCGUCCCUUAGAAGAACUUUUCGCUAAAAAUGAUGAAUAUUUUACAGAGUCUUCAAGACUUCAGACCAAAACAGAGAAAUCAGUAUACGAUUUGUUUAAACCCGUAAAAGACAAAAACUCACUAAACACGAUAAGGCUUAAUAGAAUCUCACACAUUAAAUACGCUACAGAUGGUCUUAAAGGUUUACAUCAACAUUGGGUAGUAUUAGAUGCUAACAAACCCUGGCUAUGUUAUUGGAUGCUUCAUGUUCUCGAUUUGCUUGGCCAUGAUAUUACUCAAGAACUCAUAGACAGAGGUGUAUCAACUAUAUCUAAGUUACAAAAUGUUACCGGAGGAUUUGGUGGUGGUCCAGGUCAGAUAUCUCAUGCUGCUGUAACUUAUGCUGCGGUAAAUACUAUAGCAAUUUUAGGAACUAAAGAGGCAUACGAUUCAAUUGAUAGAGAAAGUCUUUAUAAAUGGUUUAUGAAAUUAAAACAGCCAGAUGGUUCAUUUAUAAUGCAUGAAGGUGGAGAAGUUGAUAUCCGCGGAGCAUACUGUAUUCUUGCUACGGCUACGUUAAUUAACUUGAUUACACCAGAACUAAUCGCAGGGACAGCAGAUUGGAUAAAGCG
Racocetra persica is the source of this 632-nucleotide messenger RNA. Lineage: Eukaryota; Fungi; Glomeromycota; Glomeromycetes; Diversisporales; Gigasporaceae. The record is from the annotation of a GenBank genome assembly.